AUGUUGAGGUGCGCAUUAACUGGCGAAGUUCCGAAAAUUCCAGUGGUAACACCUCAAGGAAUAGUCUACGACAAGGAUUCUAUUGAACAUCAAAUUCAGAUAUCACCAGUUUGUCCUGUUACAGACAAAAGUUUGACUCUUGCAGAUUUAAUUCCAUUAAAAAUAGACAUGCCAGUCAAUAAAACACAAACAGUUAGAAAUUACUCAUUCGGAGAUUAUCUACUUUCAUUGCAAAAUCAGUGGAAUUCAAAGCAAAAAGAACUUUAUGAAACUCGAAAGAAAUUAGCUCAAUGCGAGCGCGAAUUAGCUCAAGCAUUAUAUGAAACCGAAGCUGCAAAGCGUGUCAUUGCUAGAAUUUUAUCAAAUGAAGGGGAGAGAAUUUAUAUCAAACCUACAACUAAUAUUAGCGCAGAAGAAAACACAUUCUCAAGCUUUAUUAAAAAAGUCUCUUUACAAUCCAUAUCAAAUUUAGCAUUUGAACAAAAUUUCAAAGAACAAUAUUUUCCACCAGCAUUAAACAUUCUCCAAGGAUUCAGCAGUUACAAUUUGUCUCAUUUAACAUCAAUUUUAGGUGGUUCUGCUCAGUUUACUGCUUUAGAUCAAACAAUUGAUAAUAAAUUACUAAUAGGAACAAGUGAGAGUUCAAUUGCAAUAUUUGAUGUUCAUCUGAAAUCAGUUGUACAACAAAUCCAAGUCGGAUCUGCUCCAAUAGUCUCAAUUCAUAAUUCACGCGAUUAUCAUUACUUAGUUUCUGAUUCUGAUGGUGUUAUUUACAUUUACGAAAACUACCAAAAUGAUAAACCAUAUAAAAUCAUCAAAACAGAGAAGAAAAUUGUAAAUUGUUAUUUUCAUCCACAGAUUCAACAUGUUAUUGCUGUUUUUGAUAAUGGUUUCGAAGUUAUACAGAUAAAUAAUAGCGAAGUACUUGUUCACACCGAAAUUCAGCAUGAAAUUACUUUAUCAUCUUUACAUCCAGGCGGAAGAUACCUGGCAACAGCAAAUUCAACAGACAAAUCAAUUAGGAUAUGGGAUUUGUCAGGAAAUAACUUACUAAUCUCUGAAAUUGAAACAGAAAGUGAAAUAUUUAAUCUUAAUUUCAGUUUUAACAUGUUACAUUUGACUGCUUCUACAUCUAAUGGUCUUUUGUUUGUUAUUCCAUCAGGAAAACCAGAAGAUUUGUAUUCUGACUACAAAACAAUUUGUUUUGAGAUUCCUUCGAAAUCCCAUUUUUGGCAUCAGAAUGGUUUGUUGAUUGUCUCUUUCGGAGACACAGAAGGAUUCAUUUUUAUGAUAACUGAUCCACUGGAUGUCCAACUAUCGCAGGCUGUUAAAUUUGGACUGAGAGCACAACCAAGAGCUGCAGUUUUCGGAAAUGGAAGUUAUUUUGUUGCUGCAAUUGGUCCUGAAGAUGAAAUCCAACUUUUUAAUUAA
Messenger RNA from Trichomonas vaginalis G3, 1431 nucleotides. Its product is annotated as pre-mRNA-processing factor 19 family. Gene Ontology annotation, molecular function: ubiquitin protein ligase activity; protein binding. The record is from RefSeq and is a predicted model, not a curated record. Gene Ontology annotation, biological process: DNA repair; protein ubiquitination; mRNA splicing, via spliceosome. NCBI's taxonomy places the organism in Eukaryota, Parabasalia, Trichomonadida, Trichomonadidae. The coding region runs from base 1 to 1431 and encodes 476 amino acids. Gene Ontology annotation, cellular component: cytoplasm; U2-type catalytic step 1 spliceosome; Prp19 complex. The transcript has a single exon.